Molecule: messenger RNA, 1687 nt
Organism: Prosopis cineraria
Lineage: Eukaryota; Viridiplantae; Streptophyta; Magnoliopsida; Fabales; Fabaceae
Exons: 2
Coding region: 1002-1520 (172 amino acids)
Source: RefSeq, a predicted model, not a curated record
AUAAGGCUUAUGUUGUCAGCAUUACGGUGUUACUGGCUGUUCUGUUCAAGUUUAAACACUCUGGCAAUCUCAAAGAAGUCAAGCUGUCCUAAGAUGUUGAAAGCUGAGGCGCAUGUGAAUAUCAUCAUCACCAUCAUGUUAUGGUCUAUGAUUUACAUUUGUUGGUCUUUCAGAUAUCAAACUUAAAACUUCUUUCCUUUGAUGCAUUCUCCUUCGUCGGAAGCAUACCAUUUGUUUGAAGAAUAGUGUGUUAUUCUGCAUUCUCCCAGUGUUGCUUGCUUAUAUUGCAGGAUUUGGCAAGUUGAGCUUGGGCAAUGAAAUGCGUAAUAAUAACGCAACAUCUGCUCUCAAUGGCAUUUACUGGGUUUGUUAUUGCAAGUAUUGAAUUGAAUUUGGUGAGGCAGAGUUCUGCUAUUUUUUUCUCAACGGUAUUUAUGCUGGAUUAGCAGACACUGGAGUGAGAAUUGCGAAAUCCUGUCAAACUUUUCACUGGAAGGUGCUGAGGAACACGACAAGCAAAUAGAUUUAUGUUCGGAGAACAGUCAGCUGGCUACAUAUGAUCAUAUUGAUAUUAAGUCUUCAAUCAAACAAGUUCCUGCAGAGGAAGAGAACAUUGUCGUUUCACCAUCACCUGAUGUAGAACUUCAAGAACCAUCACGUAAACAUUCUCUUCACAAUGAGCAUGUUGAAAUUCUUGAAGAACCAUUACUUCAAGGCAGUGAAUCACUGCAAAGAAGUGAUCUUCUGGAUAAUGACAAAUUCCAUUCCAAGGAUGAUGAUAUCAGUCCAGAUAAAGAAAAGGAAACACAUGAAAAAGUGUUAGGUGGAUUCAGCACUGAUGGUGGAGAUGAAUAAGGGAGCAGUGUGAGAUAUGCAUCAGAGAUAACAUAUAAUUCUUCAACUGUCGAUGAAGAAAGAAAUUGCAGUCCAUUGUCAGAUGUCGAUCAUAUUACUGAUCGGUCCAUGGCUUAACCACAAGCUGAUUUUGUGGAUGACCAACAAUGAGGACAAGGGGAAAGGACCUUGAAGAAGAAGGACAAUUCAGCAGAAGUGGAUCAGAAAUGGAGAAUUCACAAGAUUUUGAGGCUGAUCUCUCUGUUGGAGACUACAAUGGAGAUGGAAAUACAGUUCUUGCUCCGGGUGCGUAUGGGAUUUUUGACACUGAUCAAGUUGAAGAACCCAAAGUUACUGAGAAUGGACGCCACUUUGAUGUGUUCAUUGAUAACAACAGAACUUCAGAUGAAAUUAGCACUACUCCAGUUCAACAAGAUCUUAUGGUUCCUGAAGCUGAAGGAGAUGAUGGAAUUAUCUCAGGUUCAACAGUUAUAAAAUGCAGAGCUGCAGAUGAAGAAAAUAAUGAGGAUAAGGUUAUUGAGGAAAUAGACAAAAGGCCAGAAGCUUCACAUGCCAUGUUAAAAGGUUUAGAUCUUUUCAGAUCAGGAAGAAUCUCACCCUGUAAGAUUCUGCUUCUAUAUUACAUAUCUAUAGUCUCCGAGAGGACAUUGUCCGCCAAAGCAUGACCUUCAGAUUGGAAGCCAGGAAACGGAAGUAAAGUCCCUUGGCGCCACGGGUAACAAGCAACCUUGAUUAUGAGAGACGAGAAAGAGAGAAAAUUACACAUAGGUCUUGUAUAAGAGAUUUAUUUGCAAUUAAGCCCUGUAAAAUUUAGAAAUUAUAAUCAAAGUUA